UAGACGGUGGCGACAGGAACAAACAUGGCAGCCUAGCACCGCUGCAGCUACUGUACAGUGAAGGUUGUUAAUAACUUGGAAGGUUGUGACAGAAAUAUCGUCAACAUGCUGAACCUGACAAUAAGAGAGGUGUCUUUGGCACUCAGGGAGGGAAGGAUUUCAGCAACAGAACUUUGUAGGAGAUGCCUGAACCGCAUCAAGAAAACUCAGCAUCUUAAUGCGUACAUCACUGUGACAGAGGAGCUGGCACUGAAGCAGGCUCAAGAAGCAGACAGCAGGCUUCAGCAAGGUGUCUCCAAAGGUCCUCUGGAUGGAAUCCCUUUUGCAGUUAAAGACAACUUUUGCACUGAGAAUAUCAAGACCACAUGUGCUUCCCGGAUGCUCAGAGAAUACUUUCCACCUUAUAAUGCUACAGUUGUUCAGAAGCUCAUGGACCAAGGGGCUGUCCUGGUGGGGAAGACCAACAUGGAUGAGUUUGCUAUGGGCGCGGGCAGCACAGAUGGGGCUUACGGACCAGUAAGGAAUCCCUGGGGCUAUGCUGCUCCCUACAGAGAACAGACAGGGGCAACGCCAGACUCUGAUUGGGUGAUCACUGGAGGAAGUUCAGGGGGAAGUGCUGCAGCUGUGGCUUCACUGACCAGUUUUCUGGCUUUGGGUUCAGACACAGGUGGUUCUACUCGUAACCCAGCAGCACUCUGUGGUGUCGUGGCCCUGAAGCCGACCUAUGGCCUGCUGUCCAGACACGGUCUCAUCCCUCUUGUCAACUCUAUGGACGUUCCUGGCAUCAUGAGCCGCACUGUCAGUGACACAGCCAUCGUCUUAGGAAUACUCCAAGGCCUCGAUGUAAGAGACUCGACGACAAUUCCUGCCCCUCCAUCCCUGACGGAGCUACCUGAAGACUUUGAUGUUAAGAAUCUCCGUGUAGGCGUCCCUAAGGAGUACCACGCCCCGGGACUGUCUGUGGAAACUCAAGCUCAAUGGUGUCGUGUUGCCGACAUGUUUGAGAGAGCCGGCGCGAGGGUGGAGCAGGUGUCGCUCCCCCACACUCAGUUCUCCAUCGUGUGCUACCACGUCCUGUGCCAUGCUGAAGUGGCUUCUAACAUGGCCCGAUUUGACGGCCUUGAAUAUGGCCACCGUAGUGAGGUGAACAGCUCAACAGAGGCCAUGUAUGCGUCAACGCGACACGAGGGCUUCAAUGACGUAGUGAGAGGAAGGAUUCUUUCUGGGAACUACUUCCUUCUCAAAAAGAACUACCAGCACUACUUUGUGAAGGCACAGAAAGUGCGCCGGCUUAUCGCCGAUGACUUCAGGCACGUGUUCAGCUCAGGUGUUGACGUGCUGCUGACGCCCACCACUCUGACUGAUGCAGCCCGCUACUCCGACUUCACACAGGAAGACAACCGAACGCGCAGUGCACAGGAAGACGUGUUCACUCAGCCUGCCAACAUGGCAGGUCUGCCUGCUGUUUCAGUGCCGGUUGCUUUAUCAAGGCGAGGGCUUCCCAUUGGCUUACAGCUCAUUGGCCCUGCUGUCCAGGACAUGAAGCUGCUCAGUGUUGCCCAGUGGAUCGAGCAGAAGGUUGGAUUUCCCUCCAUCAGGGACUACGACAACUCCAGGAAUGAAACAGGAGUGACAGAAAGGGAGAGGACUUCCGCUGUAUGACAAGAACUUAUGGACACCAGGAUUUUCAUGAAUAUGCUGUUAAAUAAAAGUUGCUUUCACAAGGUGA
Molecule: messenger RNA, 1729 nt
Organism: Solea senegalensis (Senegalese sole)
Lineage: Eukaryota; Metazoa; Chordata; Actinopteri; Pleuronectiformes; Soleidae
Gene: qrsl1
Product: glutaminyl-tRNA amidotransferase subunit QRSL1
Exons: 11
Coding region: 106-1662 (518 amino acids)
Biological process (GO): mitochondrial translation; glutaminyl-tRNAGln biosynthesis via transamidation
Cellular component (GO): glutamyl-tRNA(Gln) amidotransferase complex; mitochondrion
Molecular function (GO): glutaminyl-tRNA synthase (glutamine-hydrolyzing) activity
Source: RefSeq, a predicted model, not a curated record